Molecule: messenger RNA, 1236 nt
Organism: Candoia aspera
Lineage: Eukaryota; Metazoa; Chordata; Lepidosauria; Squamata; Candoiidae
Gene: PFN4
Product: profilin family member 4
Exons: 1
Coding region: 1-387 (128 amino acids)
Cellular component (GO): cell cortex
Molecular function (GO): actin monomer binding
Source: RefSeq, a predicted model, not a curated record
AUGAACCAGGCACAAAGUCUGCUGCUUGAAGGCCUUAUCAGGACAAAGCAUGUAGCCAACGCUGCCAUUAUCAAAAUAUCCGACAUGACUGUGGUGACGACAACUCCAGGCUUUAACAUUCAGAGUGCUGCCCCGGUCUUCGUCCAAGCCUUCUACAACAACCUGUUGCUAAUUCGAAAGGAAGGGCAGUUCUUCAAAGACAGGUAUUAUAAAUGCGUCCGAGCAGAUAACAGCUCCAUCUACCUUAAAGCGAAAGAAGAAGGAGUAAUACUGGUUAAAACAAAAAACUUCAUCGUGGUUGGGACAUAUUGCCAAGGUAUGUAUCCCAGUGUCUGUGUCGAGUCAGUGGAGAAACUAGCAGACUACCUCAGAGGAAAGGGGAACUGAAGAAAGGAAGAAGGAAGGGGGCAAAAGAGGUUCUGUUUUCACUCAAAGGUCUUGCUCGGCAGAACCAGGCAAAGAAAUGUCCCUUUUCUGAACAGCACAAUAUGUUCUCUGCAGGUCAGUCUCACUGGACAUGUCCUUUAAAGGCACACAGGAGAAUACCCAGCAUCAUCAUUAAACACUUUCAAAAUGCAGACAAGCAUGUUGGUGUGGAAUUGUAUUACUGUAGCUCUAUUUCCAGAGAUGGAUGUGGCAGGCAAGCAGACGGCAUGGGUGGAGACAGGGACCCUCCUCUUGCCAUUAACCUGAGAUGAGAGCAAACCAGCUGAGAUUGGCAGAGCUGUUGUCACAGCAACCACAAGUGGUAAGGCUCAACGUUGUCAAGGGAAAGGACCACCAGGUUGCCAAGGCUACGGGCCCCUGGCCCUCUAUGGGUAAUUUCCUGUCAGAGCCAGCUCUACCGUUGGGCACAGUAAGGCAGCAGAUCAAAAGAGCAGCAAACCAUAGUUUUCUUUGUUUUAUUCUCAAGAAGAGGCAUUUCUGGGAUUUUGUUUUGCCUCAGGUGCAACUUGGAUUGCCUGGACUUGGAUGCUAGAGGGACCUGCAUUUGCUGCCAGACAAUACAUGUUUUCCAUCAGAUCCUGGGUGAACACCGUCUUUGCCAUGCCCAAUAAUACAGAGUGCAGCCUUUCUCAAGCUGAGGGAGGGCUGCACCAGCCACAGACUGGCAUGCCAGGGGUUGCACUUUGAAAGUGGACAGGCUAGGACAAAGGAGUGGGUGAGCUAGGACCAAUUUGAGAUUUGAGUUAAUCAGUGUUAAUUGUAAAUAGUCAAUAAAUGCUGUUAAUAGUA